Molecule: messenger RNA, 2073 nt
Organism: Bipolaris sorokiniana ND90Pr
Lineage: Eukaryota; Fungi; Ascomycota; Dothideomycetes; Pleosporales; Pleosporaceae
Exons: 7
Coding region: 1-2073 (690 amino acids)
Biological process (GO): protein phosphorylation
Molecular function (GO): zinc ion binding; ATP binding; protein kinase activity
Source: RefSeq, a predicted model, not a curated record
AUGCCUCCGCCAACACCAGCUCCUGCUAGCCCUGCCGUUCCAUCGCCGACACUAAAUACACUACACCCACCUCUUCGUUGCGGAAAAUUUAAAAGUCUCUUGGCUGAUCCAGCAUCCCGUCAGCAACGAAGGGAUGAAGCUCUCAAGAGAAAAGCGAGUGAUACGGCGCCCAAUGUACCAAAUCAAAAGCCCUGUCUGAGUAAGCCGGGGUGUGGAUCUCAGAUUGAAAAAACGACGGGAUGCGACCACAUGACUUGCAAUUGUGAGUUCGAAUUCUGCUACGUUUGCCGUGCACCAUAUGCGGGUCCGCAAGGUAUCCGCAUGAUCAUGGCGAGAAAGAACAAAAAUAAUCCGCGUAUUCCUCCCUGGGUGACAGCUAGACCAUAUUUUAAACACGCCGCACAAGCCUUCAAAGACGCACAUAGACCACAUUGGAAUCCCAAGACAAUAUGGGUUGGCGACCCACUCACGCGUGAUUACUACUCGGCACGCAAAGGUAUAGAUAAACUGUAUGGUUUGCCUCCAGGCCGCGACAUAAUACCACAAAACCCCUACAACGAGGAGGACAUUGCUUACGCAAGAGCCAAUAAGACUUUACCGCUACGGCGUGAUGCACGAGGAAAUCCGAUCCCCCCUGUGCCAGCUGCACCUCCAUUACAUCCACCACGACCAAAGAACAACUACCCCUACGACUUUUGGCCUCAAGAACCUUGGCAUCCCGAUCCAUAUGAUCCAGCACGAGACAUAACAAUGGAGUUUCUCGCAGAGAACACGUAUAUCUUUCUCGAGACUGCACCUAACCAGUGGCCAGUAAGAGAUGAAUCAGAUAUGCGUGGAGCGAAGUGGUUGGGACAAGGAGCAUAUGGCUGCGCGGGAUUAUGGUGCCAAGUAAAUCCAACAUAUGUAAUUGAAAGAAGAUUCGUCAUUAAAGAAGCACGAAUGACUAAAGGGGAUUGGCGAGAUCCCAUUAAGUGGCGCGACCAAGUCCCACAAGAAAUCCGAGUCCACCAACUCGUCGACAGCAAUCGCGCCAAUGCUGUUGGUGAUCAUGAUACAAUCAUUGAACACUACGGGUACCGACUGAUGAUGCGCCAGCGCAGAUACCGCAUUUACCUCGCCUACUAUGAAGGCGGAGAUCUUCAUUCGGCACUACGCGGAAGAAUGCCUGAUCCAGAAUUGGUGGAACUAUACACAUCGCCACGCAAAAGCGAAACCAAAGUCCGGGCAGGCUACUCGUGGGACGCUGAACUACGCUGUUACAAAGACCCAGAAGACAAUCUACCCCCCGUAAUACCCGAGCGACUGAUCUUGGAAAUCAUCGAUUCCCUCGCCAAAGCAUGCCAGAUUCUGCAUUUCGGGCAAGUAAACUACGAAGUCGUGGCUGCAGGAGCAAAAAGAAUCACGCACCGCGACAUCAAACCCGACAACAUCUUCAUUAAACCCUCCUUCGAAUUUGAAGAAUUCCCAAAGUUCGUUCUUGGAGACCUUGGACUCUCGUUCUUCUCGCACGACAGAGACGAAGACAACGGCGUAGCCCAUGGAUCCCGCGCUCCACCUGACAACCCCGACCAAUACGCCUGGUCCCACGAGCAAUUCGACCACCGCUACGCGCCCGAGGUGUACGAGAAAACACAAGAGACGCAUCCGCACCCGAUAGGCGAAAAAACAGAUGUCUGGCAAAUUGGCGCUGUCCUCUUCUGGCUCCUAACCAACGGCUUCGAGCAUUCCUCCCGGGGCCCCAAAGCACUAUUAUACGACAUCCCCACCUACAUCUCACGAGCUGAACGUUUCCCACGAAUAGAAAGGUACGACGGCACAGAUAUGUUUGACGAUGAGCUGUAUCCGACACUGUUGAGGUACGCGCCUGCGCUUAGGAAUCUUUAUGCACGAUGCGUGAAUUGGGAUCCGGAUCAUCGGCCGGGGCUGCAGGACGUAAGAGAGGAUUUACAGCUGAUUUUGAAUGCAGAUCCGGAGAUGAGUGCGGAUAGGACUUAUGGGCCAUUGCUGAUGAGGAUGGAGAAUGAUUUUAUUGUUGGGGCGUUAUUUCCGUUUUAUCCUCAGGGAGGGUUGUAG